Messenger RNA from Microbotryum saponariae, 1336 nucleotides. The record is from the annotation of a GenBank genome assembly. Lineage: Eukaryota; Fungi; Basidiomycota; Microbotryomycetes; Microbotryales; Microbotryaceae.
AUGGGCAAGUCGCUGAACGUGGCCAUCUGCCAAUUCGCGUCGAUCCCUCCUACAACGCCCAACAACGGUGAGCUAAACUUGGCUCGAGCGCACGACUUUGUGCGCCAGGCGGCUCAACAGGGGGCUCAAUUGGUCGUCUUUCCCGAGUACUUCUUAUCCGUGAGUGAGAAGAGGAUCGCUCUCUCGUCUAACGGGAACGGGAACUGAUCUAUUACUCUCGGUCCUAUCGUAAUCGCUCCCGCCGGCUUCAAUGUGCGACACCCUUUCAAUUCAUGUGGGGCCCCCCCUACCGCCAUGCCUUUGGAUCAAUGCCAUACUGGAAUAGGGUAUCAUCGCCGAUCCGCAACACCACCACCUUGCCCAACUGCCCCACCACGAACACGCGACCGCGUCCUCCUCCGAGUCGUCCUCCCCGGAACAAGUAACGCACUGGCUCGAAACGUUCCGACGCCUCGCCGUCGAAUUGAAAAUCGAUAUCGUACCCGGAACCAUCGUCGAACGAGGCACCGAUUCUGAACAGUUGCAUAACGUCGCGCAUUAUAUCUCUAAGGACGGAACGAUUAAGGGUAGAUAUGUGAAGAGAAAUCUGUGGCAUCCCGAGAAGACGUAUCUGACGCGCGGGGAGGAAGAGCAUCAGGUGUUUGAGACCGAAUGGGGUAAGGUCGGGAUGCUGAUUUGUAAGUGCGCGCUCCUUCUUGGACAAAGUGAUGCGCACAAGGUCCUGGGAAUGUACUCUGCCUCUGACCACUUUCGAGAGACCACUUCUGCUCAGGCUGGGAUCUCGCUUGGCCUGAGGCUUUCCAAGCGCUCCUCCUUCAAGGCGUCGAUAUCAUCAUCAUCCCUACAUGCUGGCUGGUAAGUGACCUAUCCCAUCAACCGUGAACUUAUUCACACUAAUUGAGACACCUUUAACAAUAACAGGGCACCGACGGUGACGACAUUGGCCUUCUGCACGACCCGCACUGCGAGGAAAAAUUCCUCGACGCGACCAUCAUCUCCCGCGCGUUCGAGAACGAAUGCGUGAUCGUGUUCGUGAAUGCGGGUGGUGAAGCAUCGCAAGGCUGGAUUGGAAGAAGUGGAGUGACGGUCCCUUUCAAGGGCAAGAUUGGUGGGACGAAGGAUGAGAAGGAGGAAUUGGUGGUGGUGAAAGUCGGUUUGGGGAUCCUGGAGGUGGGUGCGACGCUGGAUUGUUUUCAGGGACGGUACGGCCACGUCGUGGUGCCGAUGCUAGAAUGCUUCAUUGACUUUGCAGGACGCAAGAACGGUCUAUGGGCUUCGAAAAGACUUGGUUGAGAAGGUGCGGCAGCGGAAGGGGGCAACCGAGACCGCGAAUUGA